AUGUCUCUUACAUUCUUCUCCAGGCUCAUCAACAACUUCUCUCCAAACUCCAUUAUCUGUGUAGGUGGAUUCGGUCCGAUAUACAAGGCUGAGCUCUCCAAUGGCUCUACUGUGGCUUUGAAAUAUUUGGACUCAAAUGCAUUUGGAGGGUUCUCGUAUAUUCAUGCUGAAAUAAAAACAAUAGGGAAGCUCCGCCAUCCCAAUCUUGUCAAGCUUCUAGGACGUUGCAUGUCCAGUUCCGGCAGGUUUCUUGUUUAUGAGUUCAUCGAGAAUGGUAGUCUCCACGAGUGGCUGCAUGGACAGCGGGGAGUCCGAGAUCCGAUGGCAUUGCCUUGGGAAACAAGAAUGAAGAUUGUGAAGGGUGUUGCUGAUGCUCUUAAAUAUUUGCAUGGAUUGGAAAGACCAGUCAUUCACAGGGAUAUAAAGGCCGGCCACGUGUUAUUAGACUCUAAUUUUGAGGCUCAUCUUACUGAUUUCGGGCUGGCUCGAAUGCUGGAACCCUCAGAGACGCACUUGUCAACCUAUAUCAAUGCUGGUUCUUUCUGGUAUAGGCCACCGGAGUAUUUAUUCAGUAAGGCAUCGUGGGCGACAUUGAAAGGCGAUGUAUACAGCUUUGGAGUUUUGAUGUUGGAGAUAGCAUCUGGGAAGCCUCCGAGUUCCAUGGACAUCCAUCCUUCCUUCAGGUUACGGCUUCCUCAAUGUGCCAAGAAGCUUGUUGCCCAAAACAUGCACAUGGAUUUAGUGGAUUCAAGGAUUUUGAGGCAGGAAUUAAACGAAGCUAGUGUUAUAGAGUAUUUUAGGAUUGCUCUUAGUUGUCUCAAGAAAGACCCCAAGAAAAGACCUGAAAUGAGUGAGGUUGUACAAAUGUUGAAUGAACUUCCCAUGUGA
Rosa rugosa (rugosa rose) is the source of this 888-nucleotide messenger RNA. RefSeq names its product probable receptor-like protein kinase At2g42960. Lineage: Eukaryota; Viridiplantae; Streptophyta; Magnoliopsida; Rosales; Rosaceae. The record is from RefSeq and is a predicted model, not a curated record. Gene Ontology annotation, molecular function: ATP binding; protein kinase activity. Bases 1 to 888 code for a protein of 295 amino acids. Gene Ontology annotation, biological process: protein phosphorylation. The transcript has a single exon.